AUGUCUCCCCCUGCUGCCAUCUCCCCUACUUCCCGCUCCGCUGAGCUUGCUACCUCUACUACCAAGCUCCCAGUCCAUGCGGUCAAGAACAUCAACACCAAGACCGUUGAGGAAAUGCUCGGUAACUGGGAUGACUUCAAGUUCGCCCCCAUCCGGGAGAGCCAGGUCUCCCGCGCCAUGACUCGUCGCUACUUCCAGGACCUGGACAACUACGCCGAGUCCGACAUUGUCAUCAUCGGCGCCGGAUCUUGUGGUCUGAGUGCCGCUUACAUCCUGGGCAAGAAGCGACCCGAUCUCAAGAUCGCCAUCAUCGAGGCUUCCGUGUCUCCUGGUGGUGGUGCUUGGCUCGGCGGACAACUCUUCUCUGCCAUGAUCAUGCGCAAGCCCGCUGAUGCUUUCCUCCGCGAAGUCGGUGUUCCUUACGAGGACGAGGGUAACUACGUGGUUGUCAAGCACGCUGCCCUCUUCACCUCCACCAUCAUGUCCAAGGUUCUUCAGAUGCCCAACAUCAAGCUCUUCAACGCCACUUGUGUUGAGGAUCUCAUCACUCGACCUUCUGACGAGGGCGUUCGCAUUGCUGGUGUUGUGACCAACUGGACUCUUGUCUCGAUGCACCACGAUGACCAGUCCUGCAUGGAUCCCAACACCAUCAACGCUCCCUUGAUCAUCUCCACCACUGGCCACGAUGGUCCCAUGGGCGCUUUCUGCGUCAAGCGUCUUGUCAGCAUGCAGCGCAUUGAGAAGCUUGGUGGUAUGCGUGGUCUUGACAUGAACCUGGCCGAGGAUGCCAUUGUCAAGGGCACUCGUGAGAUUGUCCCUGGUCUCAUCGUUGGUGGAAUGGAACUUUCUGAAGUUGACGGUGCUAACCGUAUGGGUCCUACCUUUGGUGCUAUGGCUCUGAGCGGCCUCAAGGCUGCUGAGGAAGCACUCAAGAUCUUUGACACUCGCAAGAAGCAGAAUGAGCAGUAG
Fusarium pseudograminearum CS3096 is the source of this 969-nucleotide messenger RNA. RefSeq lists its product as uncharacterized. The transcript is spliced from 2 exons. Bases 1 to 969 code for a protein of 322 amino acids. NCBI's taxonomy places the organism in Eukaryota, Fungi, Ascomycota, Sordariomycetes, Hypocreales, Nectriaceae. The record is from RefSeq and is a predicted model, not a curated record. Gene Ontology annotation, biological process: thiamine biosynthetic process.